AUGGACAAAGAAGAGUUUGGUAGGGCUAUGGACUGGCGGUACCUCAAUGUUUCAAAUGAUUCAAAAUACCAUCCCUCUCAGGAGGAGGGCCAACAAAAAAAUAUUACACCAGGCACUGGAAGAAGCAGAAGAAACAAACACCCAAGAUGGCCUGCCAGCUUGGCUCUGGCAUUCACAUUAACCACCGCCACUGCAAUACAGAAUGCGAACACUUCCUCCUCUCCUUAUGAUAUCUUUGCCUUACAUCACCCCAACAUACAAGGAAGGUUUUCUGUUAUGAAAGAUCGUAUGUUGCGAGAGAAAGUUGAUGAUGAGAAGAGGGAUGUUGAGGUUCUGCUAUCAAAAGAUACAAAGAGAGUGUUGGCCAUAAUUCUCCCUCAAUUGGGAUUGAAAGGUAUCAUUUCUCCAUCUAUAGGAGAUCUCUCCUUCUUACGCACUUUGAAUCUCUCCAACAAUUCUUUCAGCGGAAGAAUUCCACCUCAGCUUGGCCAGCUGAAAGCGUUGAGAAUACUUGACCUUACAUAUAAUCGACUAGUGGGUUCCAUCCCCAAAUCUCUAGCCAAUUGCUCGCAGCUUCAGUGGAUUAGAGUAUCGUACAAUAACUUGACUGGGAGCAUACCAGGGGAAUUCGGUGGUUUGGGGAAGUUAGAGCAUCUCCCCUUGCCCCACAAUAGUCUGAGUGGAGGCAUUCCAAAUUCUCUGCGAAACUGCACGUCUCUACUUGAUUUGAGCCUUAGCUUUAACCAUCUCACAGGGACAAUUCCAAAAGCCAUAGGAGAGCUUAAAUCUUUGGAAGGCUUGUAUCUGAAUGAAAACAAUUUAAUUGGAUCUAUACCACCUGAGCUAGGAAACUGCACGUCUCUCCUUGAGUUAAACCUUGGCGCAGCCUAUCUCACAGCCAUAGGAGAACUCAAAGAUUUGAUAUAUUUGUUUCUGGAACAAAGCAAUUUAACUGGACAUAUACCACCUGAAAUAGGAAACUGCACGUUUCUCAAUUUUUUGGAUCUUAAAUAUAACCUUCUCACAGGAACAAUUCCAAAGACCAUAGGAAAGCUCAAAAAGAUGGAAAUUUUGCAUCUGAGUGCAAACAAUUUAACUGGACCUAUACCACCUGAACUAGGAGAUUGCACUUCGCUCAUUCACCUGGUCCUUGGCAAUAACUCUCUAUCAGGGACAAUUCCAAAGGCCAUAGGACAGCUCAAAUCUCUGGAAGUUUUGUAUCUAUAUACAAACAAUUUAACUGGAUCGAUACCACAUGGUAUUGGUGAACUCAAGAGUCUUUCUGAGCUUAUCAUCUACAACAAUAAUCUUGCAGAGGGUAUUCCUGAAAGCUUUGGCGGGUUAAUUUCUCUAGAAAAAUUAGAUGCAUCUAAUAAUCGGCUAACAGGAAAGAUUCCGCCAUCCAUAGGGAAGUGCAAGCGUUUAACUGAUUUAGUAUUGGCAGACAACUUUUUGUCUGGAAGAAUUCCAGCAACAUUGAGUAACUGUACAACCUUAAAGCGGCUAAAGCUGUCCAACAACUUAUUUAAUGGAGAUCCAGAAAUCCAUUUUCCUUCUUCUAUUGAAAUUUUUUCUGCUUAUUCUAAUAAUUUUUCUGGGACCCUGCCUGCAUCAUUGGUCAAUUGUUCACAGCUGACGCUUCUUGAUUUCAGUAAGAAUAGAUUGACAGGCGAGCUUUCUACACACCCUCUUUCAAAAUGCCUACAGUUGAGGGUUGUAAGUCUUAGCUCUAAUAAGCUUAAGGGUGAUAUUCCUCUAUGGAUUAGAAAUCUCACUAGAUUGCAGGUGUUAGAUUUAUCAAAUAAUAACUUUGGCGGAAGAAUUGCCUCUGCUCUUGAAGGACUGGAAGGAUUAAAAAAUCCCAGAGUUUCGCAAUUGAGUAGCAAUACACUCUAUGAAGAUAUACCAGCUAUUAAUAUAAAAGGAAAUAAGUUUAGACUAGAAUGUCGGUUUGUGGUUACCCGAGUUUUACGGCAAUUCGGGAGGCAGCAGGGGAUUCCACAGGGGGCAUGCUUGUAUGCACGGUGGCAGCAGGAUGUGGCCGAUUGGGGGCCGACUAUUGACAGUGUCGUGGCCAUAGAGGAGUUUACAAGGUUAGCUGGACAGCUGAGGCUGCUAAAUUUGAGUGGAAACCAAUUGGAAGGUGUUAUACCAGCAUCUCUGGGGCAAAUAGAACCAUUGGAGCAGCUGGACUUGUCUAAAAAUAGUUUGAAUGGGGAAAUACCUGAGGAUCUGUCUAAGUUGUCCAAGUUAUACUAUUGGGAUGUAUCCUUCAACCAUCUCUGUGGGCCAAUACCUGGAGGAACGCAGUUUAUGACUUUUGAUGAUAGAUCUUACCAGGGAAACCCACAAAAUAAAAGUUCAGCAGUGCCUGCACCUUCAGAAAAGAGUGAGGAAAUGAGAGUUGUGUUUGCAAGAAUGAUCCGAUUUACUGCGAACACAAAGAACCCCAGUGCAAACCACUGCGCACGCCAAUCAACACAGGUUGGUAUAACCAAAAAAGACAAAUGUUGUGGAAAGCCAGUGGCUGCUAGCUUCAUGAUUCGUGCUCGAAGGUUUGUUUUAGAGAUGAAAGGAGGUGUGAUGAUCGCAAUGCUGUUCUUAGUCUUGGCUAUGGCAUUCACAUUAACUGCCGCCAACGCAAUACAGAAUGCUAACACUUCUUCCUCUCCUUAUGAUGUCUUUGCUUUACAUCACCCCUACACAGAAGGGAGGCUUUCUGUUACGAAAGAUCGUAUGCUGCUACACAAAGUUUAUGAUGAGAAUAAGGAUGUUGAGGCUCUGCUAUCAUUCAGGCAUGGCAUUACAGCCGACCCUAUGAGAUCGCUCUUCAAUUGGACUUCUACCAAUUCAGAAAACUUGUGCUCCUGGACCGGUGUUUGGUGCACCAAACAUACCAACAGAGUGGUGGCCAUAAUUCUCCUUCAUUUUGGAUUGAAAGCGGAAGCAUUCCAUAUCAACUUGGCCAAUUGCUCACAGCUUCAGUGGAUUAGACAAUCCUACAACAACUUGACGGGGGGCAUACCUGUAGAAUUCGGUGGUUUGGGAAAAUCACAGCAUCUCCGCUUCCCCUACAAUAGUCUGAGUGGAGGCAUUCCAAAUUCUCUGCGAAACUGCACAUCUCUACUUGAUUUGAGCCUUAGCUUUAACUAUCUCACAGGGACAAUUCCAAAACCCAUAGGAGAACUCAAAUCUUUGAGAUAUUUGUUUCUGGAACAAAGCAUAUUAACUGGACCUAUACCAUCUGAAUUAGGAGAUUGCACGUCUCUCACUUUUUUGGAUCUUAGAUAUAACCUUCUUACAGGAACAAUUCCAAAGGCCAUAACAGAGCUCAAUUCUUUGGAAAUAUUGUAUUUGAAUAGCAACAUUUUAACUGGAACUAUACCACUUGAAAUAGGAAAGCUCAAGAAGUUGAAAUAUUUGCUUCUGAAUGAAAACAAUUGA
This is a messenger RNA of Cryptomeria japonica (Japanese cedar), 3444 nucleotides long. RefSeq names its product LRR receptor-like serine/threonine-protein kinase FLS2. The record is from RefSeq and is a predicted model, not a curated record. Gene Ontology annotation, molecular function: protein binding. The coding region runs from base 1 to 3444 and encodes 1147 amino acids. NCBI's taxonomy places the organism in Eukaryota, Viridiplantae, Streptophyta, Pinopsida, Cupressales, Cupressaceae. The transcript is spliced from 14 exons.